CUUUGGGAAUAUCCGCUUGCAUGAGGAGGACACGUAGCAUGAGGAUGGCAGCCGCGACCUCUCUGAGCGAUUUCUGUCAUGGUCCCAUACGCCUCGCCAAGGCCCUCCAGAUUCCCCUCCCCGCUGCUGUGAUUACGAUUCCCGCCGCCGCUGUGACAAUUCCCAGACGCAUCGCAUCUGGACUCCUCCCAGCCCCGGGCAGUAUAUAAAGGCCUAAUUGCCUCCUAUUCUCGUUCGUGUCGGCUUCGGGUCUCUCCAUCCCUCCGCUCACACCCUCUCCUCAGCUCUGCUCUGCUCUCCUCAUUCUCUCUCACCUCUCUCUCUCUCCGGUCUCGUCUGUCUGCGUACCCCCUCGAAAUUGUAUCGAUACUUUGACAAUCAUCACCACCACCACCAUCAUCAUCAUCAUCAUAUCAUCCUCCUCCUCCUCCUCCUGCUCCUCAUCCGCUCGGCUGUUCACACAACAGUCCACACCACCCGAGUCCCGAGUAGUGCUGGUCUCUGAUUCGUUGCGGAGGGCAGGUCCGGGUAGUUGAUGGUGGCUGCUGCUGCUAUUGCAGACAUUUGUGAGGAAUUAAUCUGACGUUCGGGUCUGGGCUUUUGGUCAAGGGGGAGACAGUUUUCGUCUACGUGCCUGUCGUAGGCGGAGGGCAGACGGAGAGGCAGACGAAGAGGCGUUGCGGUGGGACCUUCGUGAGGCUCCUCCACUGUUCGUUGGUUUGUAGGCGCGAGCGUGGGCGUGCGCCGUAGAGGACCGACCGUCGGGGAUUUGAGCUGCUGCUGCUGGCUUCGUUGUGCGUGACAUCGGCCGAGUACGAGUAAGGAAGAAAAGUUCAAAUUUACUGCAAGUGGGGAGAGAAGACGCGCGGCAUUUGUGCAUUUUAGACCGACCUCGGCGCAGGCAUUUCGAGAGCUCGAGCUUCGGGUUGAAUCUUCACCGUCACCUCCACCUUUGUUAAUUAUUCGACGAACCUGCACACUUGUGGCGAGGCGGUUGAUUGGGGGCGGUCUAGGAUUAUCAAAUUUCGUGAGAAAGGUGCCAGGCAGAUCUCGGCCCCGAGUGCCGCUUCAGUGGAGAAUUGGCCGCGAAAAUUGGAGAGUGAACUUGGAAUUGCGAACGCCAGCACAAUGUCGAGCACGUAGGGAGUCAAUUUUGUGGUGCUGCGAAGGUUAGCCGUGGGAGAGCACAAGGAAGGCGAAAGCGCCGGGCACCGCGAGUGGAGGCAAGAUGGUGGGGACCAAAGUGCUCGACUCGCUCGACAAGGCGAAGACGCAGAGCUACCAUUUCAAGGCGGUGAUCAUCUCGGGCAUGGGAUUCUUCACCGACGCGUACGAUCUGUUCUCGAUUUCCACCAUGACGAGGCUCCUGGGGCGCCUGUACUACCCGAGCACGCACGGCAAGCCCGGCGUGCUGCCGGCGAAUGUGAACGCGGCGGUGGUGGGAGUGGCGCUGUGCGGGACGUUGGUGGGACAGCUCUUCUUCGGCUGGGCCGGGGACCAGUACGGGCGCAAGAAGGUCUACGGAAUCACGCUCAUGAUCAUGGUCCUGGCCUCCAUCGCCUCGGGACUGUCCCUGGGCAGCACACCCACAGGCGUCAUGACGACGCUCUGCUUCUUCCGCUUCUGGCUCGGAUUCGGCAUCGGCGGCGACUACCCGCUGUCGGCGACCAUCAUGUCGGAAUACUCGAACAAGAAGAACCGCGGGUCCUUCGUCGCGGCCGUGUUCGCCAUGCAGGGGAUUGGAAUUCUGGUGGCCUCGGCCGUGAGCAUCGCAGUGUCGGCCGCGUUCAAUAACUCCUUCCCGGCGCCGGAUUUCAACACGGACCCCGUGCUCUCAACGCCGCCCGAGGCCGACUUCGUUUGGCGCAUCGUGCUCAUGUUCGGCGCCGUGCCCGCGGUGCUCACCUUCUACUCGCGCAGCAAAAUGCCCGAGACGGCGCGCUACACGGCGCUGGUGGAGCAGAACGAGGAGAAGGCGCGCCGCGACAUGGAGAAGGUGCUGCACCAGCAUUUCGAAGCGCGCGACGACGUCGAGGCCGGCCCUGCGAAGGAGAAGCCGUUCGGGCUGCUGUCGCGCGCCUUCCUGCGCCGCCACGGCAAGCAUCUGCUGGGCUGCACCACCACCUGGUUCUUCCUCGACGUGGCCUUCUACAGCCAGAACCUCUUCCAGAAGGACAUCUUCACAGCCGUUGGCUGGCUGCCCGCGGCCGGGACCAUGAGCGCGCUGGAGGAGACGUUCCGCGUCAGCAAGGCGCAGGCGCUGAUCGCGCUCGUGUCCACCGUGCCGGGCUACUGGUUCUCGGUCGCGCUCAUCGACAAGCUGGGGCGCAAGUUCAUCCAGCUCAUGGGCUUCUUCUUCAUGACGCUCUUCAUGUUCAUCCUCGCCCUCGACUACUACAAUCUGCGCGGUGAUCCGUGCGGCGCCAAAUACUGCGGCGGCAACCAUCUGGCCUUCAUCGUGCUCUACGCCUUCACCUUCUUCUUCUCCAAUUUCGGCCCCAACACCACAACGUUCAUCGUCCCGGCCGAGGUCUUCCCGGCGCGCCUGCGGUCCACGUGCCACGGCAUCUCGUCGGCCGCGGGCAAGGCUGGCGCCAUCGUGGGCGCCUUCGGCUUCCUCUACGCCAGCCAGAGCCAGUCGACGCCCGACGCCGGCUACCCCAAGGGCAUUGGCAUCAAGAACUCGCUUCUCGUGCUCGCCAUAACCAACUGCAUCGGCUUCGUCUUCACCUUCCUCAUCCCCGAGACGAAGGGCAAGUCGCUCGAGGAUCUGUCCGGCGAGAACGAUCCCGUCAAGGGCGACGAGGUGACUUCCGGCAGAGUUGGGGCCGGCGACGGAUCCAGCGGACUGGCGCCUCGCCCUGCAGCCGCGGCUGCCCACGCCAACAGCUAAGCGCUCCGCGCCAGUCCGCGCCGCGACCGUUCCACGCCAACGGCUGAGCGCAGUCGAGGCACAGGGCUCGACGAUGUAAUCUGCGCAAUCGGGAUCAUCUGAUGUUCCGUAUAUUUUUCGUGUCUAGUUUUUUUAGCCCACGCCAACGGCUAUGCGCUCCGCGACCGUUCCAUACUCGAGGCAGGGCUCGACGAUGUAAUCUGCGCAAUCGGGAUUAUCUGAGGUCCCGUAUAUUUUUCGUGUCUAGUUUUUUUAGCUUUUUGUGUAGCGUAGUAGGCCUCGAAUGGACUCGUGGCGCAUGCGCUCGUCGUCGGGCGGGCCUGCGCGCACCGGGAUCCCAAAAUUUUUGACGGUCAACGACCUGAGCGUAGAUAGACUGCCUCGAGUCGGUUGGACUCCGUCUGAGGCCAUAGACUAUAUAGUUAAAGGAAUGGCACACUGCCUCUCGCCUCGCCUCCUCGUGUGGCGAUCUCCCUUUGUAAAGUGCAUCCCAAUUCAGUAAAUUAUCACAUUAUACAUUAAGCUGAUUAAGAUGAUUAUGAAUUAUCAUCUUUAUGGGCGUUAACCGCGUUCAUCGCAUGGUCGCUCUGGGCUCUGGUCUCCUGCCUCAUUGUCCACGUACUACGGUUGGCUGGUCUGUCGCCAGGGCCAUCCAUCCGGCCAUGCAGAAUGAGAGGUGCGCGGGAUCUGUCGUCCACAAACUGAAGAUCCGUGGUUAGUGUUAGUACGAGCGACUGCGGCUGGGAGAAGGGAGACCGGACCU
This is a messenger RNA of Marchantia polymorpha subsp. ruderalis, 3656 nucleotides long. Lineage: Eukaryota; Viridiplantae; Streptophyta; Marchantiopsida; Marchantiales; Marchantiaceae. The record is from the annotation of a GenBank genome assembly.